Messenger RNA from Maniola jurtina (meadow brown), 1346 nucleotides. RefSeq lists its product as uncharacterized. The record is from RefSeq and is a predicted model, not a curated record. Gene Ontology annotation, biological process: negative regulation of ribosome biogenesis; negative regulation of translation. The coding region runs from base 143 to 868 and encodes 241 amino acids. Gene Ontology annotation, cellular component: mitochondrion. Gene Ontology annotation, molecular function: ribosomal large subunit binding. Lineage: Eukaryota; Metazoa; Arthropoda; Insecta; Lepidoptera; Nymphalidae. The transcript is spliced from 3 exons.
UUCAUCUUUGGCGCACUUUGACAUAUCUAUGGUGUCUUUGACAAACUAACCUAAAAAUAAUUGUUAUUGUUAUGUAAAUAAUAUGAUAAUACAUCUUUACAGCCUUUAUAUUUAAGUUUUGCACAUUUGUUAAAGUAUAAAAAUGUUAAAGAAAAUAUUUGUUCAAACUGCAAUCAGCUUACAGGGAAGUACAGUUUACAAACUUUCAAGAAAAUUCAACAGCGUUUCAAGUAAACGGCAUAUACAUUGGGGAAUGUUAUUAAAUAACCCAAGAAAUUCUUCAAAAUCAAAUGACUAUACUUCUCCAGCCGUAGCCAACAAGUACCAGGUUAUAACGGAAACCAACUCUCCUGUUAUUGAGAACACUGCAGAUGAAAUUUACUUACAGGAUAAAUAUCCUGUUGUGAGUGAUGAAUUCGAAGGAAUAAGUUUAGAAAGAGGAAAAAAUGGUGUAUUUGAAAUAGAAGAACUGGUUGAUUUACUUCAAAGAGAAAAUUCUAAAGACAUAUUUGUAGCAAGUGUCCCAAAAGAUAUAAACUAUGUGGAGUUCAUGUGUAUUGUCAGUGCUCGCAGUAAAAGACAUAUCUUGGCUCUUGCAGAGUUCGUAAGAAAAGUAUAUAAAAAAAAAUGUUAUAAAAGUGACCGUAUACCUAGAAUUGAAGGAAAAGAUUCUGAUGAAUGGAUGGCGCUAGAUUUAGGUAAUAUAGCUCUGCACAUAUUCUCAGAAAAAACUCGCAAAGUAUAUGAUUUGGAAACACUGUGGUCUGUGGGAUCAGAAUUUGAUGAGAAGGCUAAUAAGAGCAGUGAUGUUAUAGAUAUCUUAGAAAAUUAUAGCUCCUAUCUUAAAGAUCUUAAACCAUUAGCAUAAGUAAACAAUAAAAAUAUAUAAUAAAAUAAAUUAACAAAAUAUUUCAAUGACUUUAGUUGUGGUUUGUAACAAUGCAAGAAAUGUUUUUCUGGUCAUUAAAUAAAGAUGUAGUGCAGUAAAAAAUUGGAAUAUAAUAAUAAUUUUAUAAAUGACAUGAGCAUCAUGAAGAUCUUAGUUUAUUUGUAGUUCGAAAUCCUGCCCUGCCUCAAUGUAUAUAAAUUUUUAAUCUAAGCAGAUAUUAAAUAGGGGUUCAUAAGGUAAAUAAAACAUAAAAGUAUCAAUUGAAAGUCUCAUAUAAAAUGUUUAUUUUGCUUAAUUAGGUAUGUUAAUGAUACAUAAAGUAUGGACUGCAUAACUUAUUCACAAAAUGUUAAUUGCUUUUAUAAUAGUUCAACUUAAUCAAUUCCUAUAAUAUUGUAUAGUGAAGUAUUAUAAUAAAUAUUGUAUCUUUCACAUGAAAAUCAUUUUUCGAGCAUAA